GUAUGCUUUAAUCUAAGCUUUUAUGUUCACAGCAAUUGAUUGGCCAAAAUUUAACGAGAACUCAUAUAACAAGAAAAUAGACAGCUUUGCGAUUGCUAUUAAUACCUUUUCAAAUCAGUUGUUCUCACUCUCUAUGAAAGUUGAUAGCAUAGACCUGUUUUCACAUUGGAGUUUGUAAUAGGAUCGAUUACUACUCACUUACAUGGAACAUGGCUGUUGCUCGGCGGUUGUUUGUUUUGGAUCAUGUUCUACAUAAUUACAACAUACAUUGAAUUUCAAAUGUCAGAGAUCAAUGCACAGGUUUAGUGAUAUGCAAUGAAGAGUAGAUACUCAUUACAGUGAGUGAUACUUGAAGCUAUGAAGGUUUGGAUUUUGGCGAUUGGAAUCGUUACAGUAGUUAAAUUUAGUAUUGAGUUAGGUUUGAAUUUGGAUGAUUCUAACCAACUUUUGGUUUCGGUCGGUAAAAUGGUGUGUCAAUUACUUUCCAAUGCUUCAUACAGAACAGUACAUUUUGUUCGAGACGAUAACGAUACAGCUUUUGAUGAUUUGAUUUCUAACAUUGCUCAGAAGUAUAAAGGUCCAAUUGAGCUGGAGUCUGAAAAUUACCAAAAGGACGAUGCUGUUGUCAUGAUGUUUGACUCAAAUUCGCUGGAAUAUAUGGGAAUCAAUGAUCUAAGAAGGAUUGGUUUGCUCCUUGUGGUCGUCAACAUAGUCAGUGAAACUGAGAUAUUACAAAAAGUCUUGAGUAGUUUAAGAACUACACAAAUUGUCAGAUUAGCUAUCAUUUCGUAUAAUAGUUCAGAGAAAGCUGAUGAAGUUGUCAUCAAUAUGUCCACUUUCUCCAGGUACAAGACGAGAAACUGCGAGAACGAUCACAGUUUCGUUUCAUCAUUUUUACCAGCUGCGGAGUCUGGAUCCAUUGCAAUAAACACUUCAAUUGAUCGACCGCAAAUCGAUUUCCAAGGAUGUUCCAUGGAUGUUGGAAUAGGAGUGUUAGCACCUUUCACAGUUGUCAUAGAAGACGAUGGUGAAAUCAAGUAUUUGGGCGUGGAAAUCGAGAUGACAAAAGCCCUGGCAGAGCACUUCAAUUUCAGAAUUCGGUAUCAUCAACCGCCUCAUGGGAUGCAGUGGGGGAUUUUGAACGAAACCGGAAGCACCGGACUCAUGAGAAUGAUACAAAAUGGGGAAGUAGAUUUUGCUGUUGGAUCAAUUGCUCGCUCACUCAUUCGAAACACGCUACUAAUAGGAGGGGUUGGAAACUUUUACGAUCAGCUUAUUUUUGCAGUGCCACCAGGAAUUCCCUACACUCCUCUUGAAAUGCUGAUUAUGCCUGUGACAACCAGUUGUUGGAUUUUGAUCAUUGUGGCUUGUGUAGUUGCUUCGAUGUUAUUUUCCAUCGUAAUCGAUGAACAUCUCUACAGAAUAAAUUUUGAAAAGCAGAAAAUUUCCUUCAUUGAUGUGUGGUUCAUACUUCUGGGAGGAGCAAUGACCAAUAUUCCAGAGAAAGUUUUCCGAAGGUAUGUUCUUAUUGGAUGGUUGAUGGUGACUCUGGUUUUCAGAAGUGCUUACCAAGCUAUACUAUUUGACCACUUGAAAAGUGGAGUCGUAUUUAAGCCAAUCCUGUCGUUAGAGGAUAUGUUCGAAUCUGGUUUGAAGUUCCACAUGUUCAAUGUUUCUCAGAGACAUUUUGGACGACACCCAGCGAUAAUGAAGAGGGCAGUGCUCAUGAAUAAUAACGCUCCAGUUCACAGUGUUCUAAGUGAUAUCGCAGACAACAUUCUUCUGGCAGCAUUUCCAUUACCGAGAUCCAACAUCGCAUAUUUCAACAAGCUGAGAUUAUACAAACCGAAAGUUCACACCAGCCGAUACGUUAUUGAGACUUACGAGGUGGCAACGCAUUACCCUAUCCAUUCUCCGCUGGCUGCUCUCUUCGAUGGUGUGGUUUUGAGGAUACUUACUGUAGGACUCCAUGAUUAUUGGUCGAGACAAUUUAGGGGAACUGUGGUGGAUAAUUAUAUAGAGGUUAAACAACUGAAUGUACAUAAUCUAAUAGUGGCAUUUAUCCUGCAUGGCAUAUUGUGCGGAAUUAGCUGUGUUGUUUUUAUCGCUGAAAUAAUGACUGAAAAAUCUGUAAGGUCUAUUAGGCAGAAGGUUUUAGAUAAAAAACUGCAAUUUAAACAAACUGCUUCAAUGCUUAUAUUCAAAAAAAUUGAAAGUUUGUUCGAUCCCUAGAGUUUUUUUGAAAUUAUGAAUGUUCUUAGAUCACUGCACCUCAUUAACAGUUCUUAGCAUUUCGAAAUCCGCUGUUGUUGAAUUUAAACUAGUAUUUAUAGCUAUAAGUUUAAUAAUAAGUCAAAAGUUAUUUGUUAUAAAAAGUUCGAUAGACUACAUAUUAUAAACGACAUAUUUUGUUUGUGAAGUUUAAUUUUAAGAUUUUUCCUCAAAUAAAUUUAAAAAAAAAUAUGGUCCGAAUUGUAAAUUGUUGUUACGAAA
Aedes aegypti (yellow fever mosquito) is the source of this 2493-nucleotide messenger RNA. RefSeq lists its product as uncharacterized. Gene Ontology annotation, molecular function: glutamate-gated receptor activity. The coding region runs from base 358 to 2232 and encodes 624 amino acids. The transcript has 2 exons. The record is from RefSeq and is a predicted model, not a curated record. Gene Ontology annotation, cellular component: membrane. Lineage: Eukaryota; Metazoa; Arthropoda; Insecta; Diptera; Culicidae.